AUGCCAGCGCUCGUCUUGACACUUUCCGCCCACUUUGAACUUUCAAUUAAUCUGAAACUCUGCGCUGGAAAGGAUCGUACCAUUACAAUCCAUGAAGAGAACAUCAAACAUCCCCAACUAGGUAGGUACAUACCAGAUGUAUUCCUCCUGGAAACUUCUUCCUCUGCCGCUUCCAUCAUCACAAAACUCAAAUGCUUGUUUGACAGUUUUGUGCGGGGACGGGCUAAGCCCGAUUCAAGCCACUCUACUGUACCCAUGCAUGUUAAUCACCCGACCCACCUUCUCGAAGACCUGCGAUUCGCCCUCCGUUCGACGUUGUUCACUCGCCUGGGCCAUUCCAGUACUCCCAAGAAGCCGUGCUGGAUGCCGCCUUACGGGUCGCCAAAAACAUCAUCGGAGUACAGCGGCAGCAGUGAUGAAGUUCCCGGCCUCGUAAGCGACUACCAAAGUAUGCUGCAUACUGGAGGUCACGAGAAUACAAAUCUCGGUGAUCACGACACAGAGCUCCUUUCACAAGGUAAUCCUUGGCAAGCUCACCAUCACUGCUCCGAGGCCCAGAGUCGUCGCCGUGCCCAUCUCGUCUACGGCUCUAUAGUAGUCUGGUCCAAGUCCGAUCAAGCUUGCGUCCCUAUCACAGGACCAUGCAGCAACAUCGUGGCGAGAAAGGCGCCGAUGAGAAUGGUUUUGCGUCUCGAUAAUUGUCUACUCAUUAGCGACACCGGUCUCUCGACAUCGCGAAUCUCGCUUGAGCUGUUGUGGCCAUAG
Dissoconium aciculare CBS 342.82 is the source of this 765-nucleotide messenger RNA. RefSeq lists its product as uncharacterized. The transcript has a single exon. The record is from RefSeq and is a predicted model, not a curated record. NCBI's taxonomy places the organism in Eukaryota, Fungi, Ascomycota, Dothideomycetes, Mycosphaerellales, Dissoconiaceae. Bases 1 to 765 code for a protein of 254 amino acids.